AUGACAUAUAAGUAUGAAUAUAUGGAUGAAUCAUCCAUCGAUAUUAGUCUUAAAUGUGUUAUCUGUUCUGAUCCUUAUAUAAAUCCUUGGUCAACACCAUGUGAUCAUACUUUUUGCCGAUCUUGCAUUACACAGUGGAUUGAAGAAAAUGAUCGAUGUCCUGUAUGUAGCAAAAAACCCAUAACAAUACAAGGUUUAAAAGCAACAAAUCGUGUUGUGUUCGAUAUACUUGAUCGUCUUCUUGUUCGAUGUAAAGCUUGUCGACAAACAAAUAUUCAACGAGGCAAUUUCGAUGAACACUCAAAUAAAUAUUGUUUAAAAACCUUUGUUUCCUGUUCAGCUUCAGAUCUCAAAUGUCCUUGGCAAGGGCCACGAGAUGACUUACAAGCUCAUUCUACUAUAUGUUCUUAUGAAAUGAUGAGACCACUUUUUGAAAAUAUGAUAAGUGCUAUGAAUAUCCUUUCUGAAAAAGUUCAACAGUAUGCAAAUCAAACUAAAGAACAUGAAAAUCGUAUAAAUUUACUGCAAAUCGAAAAUAAUCAUUUAAAAGAUGAAGUCAAUUUACUUCAAAACCUCUAUACAGAACAAACAACCGAAUUGAAAAAUCUGACUUCUGCCGAUGCACAACGACAAGACAUUUGUAAUCGACUCAAUGAAAGAAUGCAACUUAUGCAAGUUGUCUCAAAUCCAAAUGUUAAUCAUAAUCCACGUCUUGAAGAAAUAUUUUCUCGAUUUCAUUCUUAUUCCACUAUAACCCUCAAUGAUUUACGAAUAGAUAAUUUUGAUAUACCUUUUAUUAUACGUAAAGCAUUGAUUAUGAAACAAUGUUCGGUUUUACAUCUAAGAAAUAACUUUAUUGACACUACUGGAAUUGAACUCUUAGCUAUUGCAUUACGAUCCAAUGUUGUACUUAAACGACUUUCUCUCAAAGGCAAUCGAGCAGGACCACAAGGUGUGGAAUACUUAACUAAAGCAUUACGUACCAAUACAACGCUUGAAGUACUUGAACUUGAAACCAAUGAUAUUCCUGAUAUGGCUGCUAUCUAUUUGGCUGAUAUGCUUCGUCAUAAUUGUACAUUAAAGGAUCUUUUUAUUGGUUACAACUUCUUUGAAAGCCGAGGAAUGGAAAUAAUGGCAAAUAGUCUUGAUAAUCAAAGUACUCUUGAAAUACUUAGUUUAACUGGAAAUAGGCUAGACGAUAAAUGUAUCAAUGCAAUUGAAAAAAUGCUUAACAAUAAUAAAAAAUUACAACAACUUGAUUUACAUGAAAAUAAACUUUCAUUGGAAGGCAAAACACGACUCCUGUAUAUUGGUAAUGUUAAAAAAGGAUUUAAACUAAAUAUUUAA
Messenger RNA from Rotaria sp. Silwood1, 1347 nucleotides. Lineage: Eukaryota; Metazoa; Rotifera; Eurotatoria; Philodinida; Philodinidae. The record is from the annotation of a GenBank genome assembly.